AUGUACAAUGAAUGUCACGAGAGCAUAACCUCUCUCAACAGAGUUCCUAGAACCUGUUAUAUUGAGUCUGAGAACAAGGUCUUGCCUGUUUAUUCUUUGGAGGCUGAGUUUGCAAGGCCGCUGUGGAUUUUUGGCAUGAAUUCUUAUGAAUUUCUUCAAGGUCAUAUACAAAAAAACUUAAUUGCUUGCACUUACAGACAGCAGGGGAAGUCAUAUCUUGGAAUUAUUGAUGAUGAUCCAGACUCAAAGCUAACUCUGCUGGAUAUCCCUUUCACAGAUAUAGAUAACAUUACUUCUGGUAAUGAUUGCCUCUAUGUGGAGGGAGCGUCUGCUGUUUCUUCAUCAUCAGUGGCCAAGGUGACUUUAGAUAAUGAUAAAUCUAAAGCAGUUGACUUCAACAUUAUUUGGUCCUCCUCCCCAGAUAGUUUGAAGUAUACUUCUUACUUUAGUAAACCUGAGUUGAUUGAAUUCCCAACUGAAGUUCCUGGUCAAAAUGCUUAUGCAUACUUUUACAAACCAUGUAAUCCUGAUUUCCAAGCUAGUGCAGAAGAAAAGCCUCCAUUAUUAUUGAAGAGCCAUGGAGGACCAACCGCUGAAGCGCGUGGAAUUUUAAAUUUGAGCAUUCAGUACUGGACUAGUAGGGGUUGGGCUUUUGUUGAUGUUAAUUAUGGUGGAAGCACUGGUUAUGGCAGGGAGUUUCGCGAACGGCUUUUGGGACGUUGGGGAAUAGUUGAUGUCAAUGACUGUUGUAGUUGUGCUACAUACUUGGUUAACAGUGGAAAGGUAGAUGGGAAGCGGCUUUGUAUUACAGGGGGCUCUGCUGGUGGGUAUACCACCUUAGCAGCUCUUGCUUUUAAAGAAACUUUUAAGGCCGGUGCUUCUUUGUAUGGUGUAGCUGACGUGAACUUGUUGAGAGCGGAAACUCAUAAAUUUGAAUCUCAUUAUAUCGAUAGACUGGGUGGAGGUGAGAAAGGGUGCUAUGAAAGAUCACCAAUCAAUCAUGUUGACAAAUUUUCUUGUCCCAUAAUUUUAUUUCAGGGGUUGGAGGACAAGGUUGUACCACCAGAACAAGCUCGAAAAAUUUACCAGGCUCUAAAGGAAAAAGGUGUGCCAGUUGCUCUUGUUGAGUAUGAAGGAGAACAACAUGGUUUCCGAAAGGCUGAGAACAUUAAGUUUACACUUGAACAACAAAUGGUCUUCUUUGCACGAUUGGUUGGACACUUCAAUGUUGCUGAUGAUAUUACUCCCAUCAAAAUUGACAACUUUGAUUGAGAAUGGCAUUUUCAGUGGUACUGAUGUUCUCCUUCUCUGCAUCCAUGUUGAAGCAAGUCUUGAAAAAUCUUUAGUUCUCAAAUCCUUUUAGUGCUUAGCUGAAAUUCAGGUUUGGUUGAAUUUAUUGCACUCACGAGCCUCUUCUGCCACUGCACAAACUACCCCAUAGCCGUGGUAGCCUUCUUUUGCAGGUCUAUUUUUAGUGCUCUUUGCCAAAAGUUUGCAAUUUUGAGAGUUUCUACCGCAUCAAAUUUUCAUUGGGGUCAAUUUAGACCAUAAUCUUGUAUUACGGUUGAGUUUAUAUUUUGGACCUUUACUGAAAGUUACUGACAAGUUUGUUUUGGAUAAUAUAUAUGUUCUGCAUAGAUAAUAAAGAUAGACCAUAAACUGAUGUUAUUAACUUACAAGCUUAAUAAUACUAUACCACUGUGCAUUGU
Vigna umbellata (rice bean) is the source of this 1709-nucleotide messenger RNA. Lineage: Eukaryota; Viridiplantae; Streptophyta; Magnoliopsida; Fabales; Fabaceae. The record is from RefSeq and is a predicted model, not a curated record.